Molecule: messenger RNA, 2040 nt
Organism: Drosophila nasuta
Lineage: Eukaryota; Metazoa; Arthropoda; Insecta; Diptera; Drosophilidae
Exons: 1
Coding region: 214-2040 (608 amino acids)
Source: RefSeq, a predicted model, not a curated record
UUCUAAUUUAAAAUUAAAAAAAUUGUAUUUCAAUUGCAAAUAUUCCGUUUUUGAAAAGCUGGCAAACUUAUCAUCACGGCCAUGAAUAUCAUUUCAAAAUUUUUGUUAACUUUAGAAAAUCUCAAAAACUAAAAUUUUCGCUAGCUUGUGGGCAGACGAAACGAAUGGAUCAGGAGUACAAACUCUUAUUGAAUCACCAAAGUUUCGCGAGUAAUGGAACAGUUCACGUCAAGGUUUUUGCAGAAAACGCAGCAGCAAGAAGACGCCACAUUGCCAACAAGAAUACGUUGCAUGCAACAGCUUUGUGUUGACAUUGAGGCGAAUGACAAGAGAACGCUACAAGGAGCAAUGAUGCCCAUUGAUAACUUAUUAGGUUAUCUACACAAUGACAGUAAAUUCGAGCAAAUGCAUGAGCAUAUGCAGGGAUCAAAUCUUAUUUACAAUCUAACUACGCCGAGUCUGAGCUCUGGCUAUGGCGGUUACGAGGUACAACAGUUAUCCGGUGACAACAAUUCAUCGCCCAGCGAACUCAUCACAGCACUGAGGUCCGCGAUCGAUGCUCUCGAGAGAAGCCCGGGUGCCAACGAGCAGGUUGGCGAUGCCGCAGCUACCAGAAUGGAAAGUGACACCAGAGAACCGACUUUCCCAUUGGAACAAAGAUCGCCACAGCCCACUGGCAAUAACGAACUGCAAGCACUGACGGAUCUUGUGCGUCAGACAAUGUUUCGACUGGACAACUACAUGGCACUGCAGGCCGAGCAGCAGACGCAGCAGCUCGAUCUCGACCCGUACCUGAUGCCAGAGUUGCCAGCAAAUCCACCGAGUUUUAUGAAUCCUCUAAAGCAGCUUAAUAUGUGGCAACAGCUGAAGACGACGCCGUCCAAGGGUAGAGUUAAGCGCACAGUGAAAGUGAUGCCUGUGCAGCCGCUGGUCAUCAUGCCGCCAACGCCUCCGCCACAGUCGACGCCUGCCCCUGAACGUUACCGUCUUCGACCACGUAAAAAGCGAGCUACUGCUGCUGCUCCUUCUGCGAUUGAAGUGCCAAAGGAGGUAAAGGAGACGAAGCGGGACAGUGGCACAACGAUGUGGUGUCCUAGCGAAUACUGUCAACAUUUUUGCGGUGUCAACUGUGCUCCAAACUUCAAGUCGGAUGACAGUAUUAUGUGUCCGCAUCAUCAUCAACUGCACUCCAGCCAGGACACUAUUCCGGGUAAGACAGUGCGUUGUGCAGCGGGCACUAGGCAUCAACCAGAGAUGUUAGAGGAGCAUCUUCCACAGCCCAGUGAGCAAAGCAGCCUGCUCGAUGACUGGUAUGAGACGGCGCAACGCAGCCUUGCCGAACUGGAAACGGAAAAGAAUAAUUAUACGAACAUGUCAAGCUGCGAAAAACUCCAACAAACCGAUUCUUGUGAGACAGUCAGUGAAGCCACGGACACCGAGAAUCUGCAAACCAAGGACUUCAUUGCCACCACAGACAAAGGCGUCAAUACCACCAGUAAUGUAGAAAAGCCAAUGAAAUUGGUGCGCAUUUACAAGUGUUCCGCACUGCAGGCGAAGAAAAGUCCGAGCAAAAGCCAAGGCAAGGUCAGGUUUGUCAAGGAUACGGUAAGCAAGAGCGAGACUCCCUACAGCAGCAGCAGCAAGGAAUCAACUGCAAUGAGGAGAACACCUGUAGCCAAGAGAACAUCAGGAGGUGCCACAUCCAUGGCAUCGACAGCAACCUCAGCUUAUCCCAGGAAAAGUUCAGAAAGUGCCAAUCAGGCGGCAACCAUGGCACAACCUUCGUGGCCGGCGCUUACCAAGCUGCGUGUGCUUAGCACAAUGAGCGAGGCCACCGAAGACUCCCAAAGGCGUCGCUGUAGGCCAUCGGAGACGGCCAGGUUUCAGCAGAUGCUCGAAGAGGAGGAGCAGAAAGCCAAGGAAGCCAAAGCCAAGGAGUUUGCCAAUCGCUUCGGCCGCUGCAAAGGCGGCACCAUUGCCAAGUUCGAUACGCUGCCAACAUAUCCCAGCGGCUGGACACAGGUUGCCAUGAUGGAAUAG